Molecule: messenger RNA, 5578 nt
Organism: Trichoplusia ni (cabbage looper)
Lineage: Eukaryota; Metazoa; Arthropoda; Insecta; Lepidoptera; Noctuidae
Product: protein FAM135B
Exons: 18
Coding region: 51-5462 (1803 amino acids)
Source: RefSeq, a predicted model, not a curated record
GGCAUGGCGCGCCGCGCCGCCCGCGCCCGCGCCUGCUCCACACACACACCAUGAGCGACCUGCAGGCCACAUUCGAGUUCUCCGUGGAACUCUACAAGUUCUACAAUGUCGACCUCUUCCAGAGAGGACUGUAUCAGGUCCGCGUCGGUCUCCGCGUGUCGCCGAAGGUGCCGGUUCACAUCGAGGCCUCGGUGUCGAGCGGCAACGGCGCCGCGCGGACCGGCCGCCCGGCCGCCAACGCGUCCCUCAUCGGGGGUCUGGCCGCGUCCCGGGCCUUCCAAAUCAUGUAUAGAAACGAGGAGGUCACGUUACGGGACAUCGUGCACUUUAGGGCUCAUCUUUUAGUGGACAGUCGGAAUUUGAAGGAGUCGCUGGAGAGGGCAGAGUGGAGUCUUGGAGUGGAGCUGUGGUGCAGCGAGGGUGCCCAGUCCAGCACCCUCGCGCCCGUGUCAUGUCGGGUGCUGAAGCUGCACUUCCAGCCCUCGCAAGGCCUGCACUACCACUUGCCGGUGCUGUUCGACUACUUCCAUCUAUCUGCCGUCUCCAUCACUAUUCAUGCGAGUCUAGUUGCUUUACAUCAACCUUAUAUCAAGAAAAGCAUCAUGCAUUAUGUACAAAGCUGCACCCCGCGCUCAAGUAAACAAUGGGGCAAGUUGAUGAAGAGUGCAGGAUCCAACUUCAAUACAUCGGGUAGCUUCGAAAAUGUGCUCUUCGGAUCCACCGGCAAGUGUGCUGGGGGCAAUUCCAGCAAAAUUGCACAUGCAAGGCAAGUCCAUGCUGAAGUGUGCGGUAUUCUGCUGGGCUCUUUAGAGGGGUUGCAGAGUGCUCUAGCAAUAUGUGGAUCGACGGGUGUCCUGCUGACUCCUGAGGAGUCAUCGUCAAACUCCGUCUUAGGAGAGGUUGCACAGAGAAUAAAGGAUCUAAGCGACUUUGGCAGGAAUAUCCAGAAGUCGGAAUGCGGCGAGGAAGAGGAGUGGGCCAUGAGUGCGGCUCACGACAUCGCGCGGCUGUGCGCGGAGGUGACGCUCCGCUGGCGCGCCUUCCUGCACCACACGUCCGACCGGCCGCACGUGCACCACGCGCUCGCCGCCCGACACCACGCGCUCAGAAUCAAGCGAUUCGCGGAGUGCUUCUUCGUGCUGGACAACCCUCGCCACUCCCUGGCUGGUUGCUACGACAGCAACUACCAGUCGUAUCAGAGCGUCGGCGAGGUAGCCCGGAGGUCACGGUACCUCGCGUUGCUGCCUCCCCUGCCGGUCCACUGCAUCGCGCUUGACGGAGACCCUCAUAUCAUGCCCAUUAUUUUUGAAGACAGAUAUCAAGACACUGCGGAGUUCGCAAGGCGGCGUUCAUUUUUAAACUCAAGUGCAAGUAAAUCUGGGAGUGAUCCUUUCCUAUGUUCGGAAGCCCUCGAUGACUGUGCUUGCAGCGUAAGCUCGCUUAUGGACUCAAGAAGACCGUCAUCGGAAGCCUCCAGAGUCACUCUUACAUUACCUAAAACAAUCAUGGACGUUCUCGAACCACAGUUCAACGCCCCUAAAUCUAGUUCUAAUGUUGUACAAGCAACUUUAACGUUAGCGCCUCAAAAAUCCGCACGUGGAUCUCCAAAACGAGCUUUAGUAAAGCAAAAUGUAGUCGAGUUACCAAAAGCCCAUAAUAAACAACUUGAACUGACGGGAAGAAAUAGAUAUAUCGUGCAAAACAAUCAAAUUAGUGAAAUUCAACUACCACCGAACAAUGCAUUUGCUUCGUGCCCAAUACAACAAGGACAACAAAUGUCCCGAUACUCCGCUUCGACAUUGCUUGACAUCAGUACGGCAAAAAGUGCUUCGAACGUUUCUCGGCUAGGAAAAGAAAAAUCAGAGCCCGGCCUAGAAGUUUUCCGACAAAAGCAUGAAAUAACUAGUGGCGUUAGUACAUUGCCAGCCAGACACAGCAAGUCUCUUGACCAGUUAAGAGUCUCGCAAAUGACACCACUCAACACUACGCAAACAUUAACAAAGAACGUGAGAAAUAGUUCUAACUCAUCUGUCAACUAUCCCAAACCAUAUCUACCGCCUCAACAAAUAAAGCCAACGACAUUACCUAGAAGCGUAACUACGACAGCUUACCCAACGAAUACUACAACUAGAUGCAGCUCCAAAGAGAGAGGAGAUGACUAUAGGAAAAACAUAAGUGAGUUUAGAGAGAAAUACAAACAUCCAGGUAACAUGGCAGGCGGACACGGGAUGAAUAAUGAAGUGUUUCAUAAUGUAGGAUAUAAGUAUGACGGAGCGAUGAAACCUAAUCCUAACCAGGUGUACGGCUAUACUUUCGGUAAUCAGGGUAAUCUGCAAGUGAACAAUGUUAUUCGAAAUCCGUUAGAGUUUCAAAGAGGCUACAGUGUAAAUUUACCCCGUCCUAUGUUGCCUCCACGUAAUUCUUACCCACCGGUUAGUGGUAAAACUCAAGUGACUGAUCAAAAUAACUUAGUUUCUAAUAAACACGUACAUAGAUCGAAUUCUACGCACGUGUUUCAUCAAAAAGAAAACCAACAAAUUGAUAUUGAAGCUGCUAGAAAUCAACUUAGACACGAGCUCAACUAUUAUCUCCAAAAAGGUGAUUGGAGUUACGACUUUAACACAGGGAGUUUGAUCCAAAACUAUCAAAAGAAGUCAAGCAAAAGCAGUGAUGAUAGUGGAUUUGUGAUGACCUUAGAUAGAAGUAGCGACGGAACUUCAAAAUCAACCUAUUCGAAGACACCACCUUCAACGCCACAUUCUACAAUGCCCUCAGUACGACAUAAGAAAAGUCGAUCAAAGGAGUCUAAAUUAAGCCAUACCGCCAAAGAAAAUACUAAAAUGAAUUCGAGUAGAGAUUCGCUUAGCAGCCAUCACUCUAUCAAAUCUCGAGAUAGUAAAUCAGAUCGGCACACAUCGAAAUCGGAGCGGAGUACGCCUAAAUCGGACAGAGCAACACCAAGGUCAGGCAAGUCUACGCCUAAGUCUGGAGGCAUAACCCCAAAAUCAGGCCUAGCUACCCCAAAAUCAGGCAGAGCUACGCCUAAGUCGGGUGCAACAACGCCAAAAAGCGGAAGAUCGAGUGGGAAACCAGAAAAACGCACAAAACAUAAACCUUCCGAGAAGAUGACGCAGCUAAUGUCAGAAGCUGCGUCAUCGUCUAGUGAUGAAAGUAUACCCUUCGAACUAAGAAGGUUAGAAUCAUCAGCCAGUGUCCCGUACAGUCUUGAUCACGGACCUGAGUUGUUACGACACUGUAGAAGCGCUGCUUCGGUUUUAGAUGAGCCUAAUUUAAAUAAUACAUUUGGAUCCGAAUCUUUACCCAAUUUAGCACCACCACCAGCAUUUGAAUCGCCACCUCUUGACAUUGCAGAUAAAGAUUUCAAAAUAUUACCGCCUGAAAACUUCCUUAACAAAGAUGAAAAACGUAAUAGGAGCACUUCUACUUCAAGUUUGAGUGAACAAAGUGGAUGGGUCUCAAGCGGACGUAGUUCGGGGCCAUCCUCACCGGAUAAUGCAAGUUGUCAAUUAAACCAGAAUUUCGUUCCCGGAAACUCAACCGUAUCUAAAGUGUCGACUAAAACGUAUGAAGAUCCAAAUGAACAUCAUAAAACUGACGGCGAAACUAUCAGUGAUUUCAAAAGAACCGUUUUGAAUGGAGAACAGUUACGAGAACGGCUUUUAAAAUUAGCUGUGAAGGUCGCUCAAAAUAACUCAAACGAGAAGAUAGAAUGCUGUGAUAAAGAAGUAUGUGAAGAGUGUACGAUCUGUAGCGACUCUAUAUGCACGGAUAGCCAAUGCGAAUAUAAUAAACUAAUGCAUAGCAACGGCUUGGAUGCAGGAUGCAACUCUGAUACCUGUUCAGCAAGUUGUUUCCAACAAAUGGCUGAAGCGAGUGUGUCAAAAGGUAAUCAAAGACACAACUCUUUCAGCGCAGUACAAGGAAAGACUUACACUUCCUCAUCAAAGAGCUUGACUGAGGGGACGGUGAAAAAAUCUAAAACGAUAGGUGACAAUCUUCAUCCUUACAUAAGGAAAGAAAUUCCGCAGCAGCCACCUCAACCUCAACCGGCACAAGGUGCAGUUCAGAAGUUCUCGAAUAAAGCCAAAUCUGAGGUAGAUUUGGCUCAUUUUAUGGGUGACAAUGAUUACGAACAUCUGCCGCCACCGCAGCAAUUCAGGGACGCGCCUCCUCCACCAGACCAAUUCAAGGAUCCUCCAUCGAAAUCACCAAAGUUGAGUCGACAAAGUAGCAAAUCGUCAACACCGUCAAAGACUCCGAGAAAGCAGCCACAGCCUUCUUCGCUGCAACUAGAUAAUCCUUUAUACCACGUGUGUGAGGGCAUUAUGGAGAGGCGGAAGCUGCGCCCGCACCAAUCGGUUAAUUCUAGCGGUACGCCGUCCGGCAGUACGCUUAAUAAAAGUCAGAGCACUGGAGAACUGGCCAGUCGAAACGAAACUGAACAACGAGAAAGCAAUUUAAUCAGUAUAUUCGGCCUAGCGGAGUCUGAGAGAUUGUUUGUGAAGUGCCGAGAAGAGUUCAGGCAGAGUGUUAAGUAUCCAGGCGCUAUUUACUCAGACUUCCCACCAGUCGAGAACUCACUGCCUUACUUCCAUAUCAGCGAUGAGUAUAGGAUGUUUAAUCCUGAAGGACUGCAUUUGAUAAUCUGCGUCCACGGCUUGGAUGGCAACGCGGCGGACCUCCGCUUGGUAAAAACCUACUUGGAACUCGGCCUGCCCGGGGCAAGGCUAGACUUCCUGAUGUCCGAGAGAAACCAAGGCGACACUUUCUCUGACUUCGACACGAUGACAGAUAGAUUGGUUCAAGAGAUCCUGACCCACAUUCAGAACUCCAGCGAUCCCGCCAGGAUAAGUUUCGUGGGGCACUCGCUUGGCACCAUCAUCAUCCGGUCGGCCUUAGCGAGGCCACAGAUGAAACCAUUCUUGGGGAAGCUGCACACGUUCCUGUCACUCAGUGGACCGCACCUUGGGACUUUGUAUAACUCCAGCGGAUUAGUUAAUGCUGGCAUGUGGUUCAUGCAAAAAUGGAAGAAAUCUGGCUCGCUACUCCAGCUGUCACUACGCGACGCGUCCGACCCCCGCCGGUCGUUCCUCUACCGUCUGAGUGAGCGGAGCCAGCUGCAUCAGUUCAAGCACAUCCUACUCUGUGGGUCGGGACAGGACAGAUAUGUUCCACUCCAUUCUGCGAGACUUGAGCUGUGUAAGGCCGCGGCUAAAGAUACCUCGUUAUUGGGACAAGCUUAUAGAGAAAUGGUACACAACAUGGUGUCUCCACUAGCGGCGCGCGCGUCGACAGUGUCAGUCGUGCGGUAUGACGUGCAGCACGCGCUCCCGCACACGGCCAGCGCGCUGGUGGGCCGCGCCGCGCACAUCGCAGCGCUGGACUCCGACCUCUUCAUCGAGAAGUUCCUUCUUGUGUCCGCGCUUAAAUACUUCCGAUAAACUUAGGAACUGUGACCCUAUGUUCUAUGAAACAGCAUUUAUGUUUCCAGCUCUAAGUUCUUCAUUAUAGGUAAUAGGCUAAACUUAUAAAUAUUUCACGACCUGAUAUAAUUAUU